ACUGCGUCUUGCACAUCCACUUCUCAAUUUUGACCGACUCUAGUCCUUUACGCCUGACUUCAGAUCGUCUUUCACUUGUAUGAGUUUCGGGUAUAAAACACACGGUGCGAUGCUCCAUUCUAUCAUCAGUCAUCACCGUGCUUCAAAACAAACUGCAUCAAAGCCAAUCCGUCAAAAUGGUUUUCAAGUUCUGCAUCCUGGCUGCCCUCGCUACCGUGGCUAGCUGCGGCUACGCCAGCUCCUCAGCAUACGUGAAAACUGCCCCAUCCCACGGCGCCGCAGUAGCAUCUUACGGAAGUUACGGCCACGGUGCGGAGUCCGACGGAAGUUACGGCCACGAGUCGUACCCUGACUCUCACCCCAACUACAAAUUCGAGUACAGCGUGCACGACCCGGACACCCACGACGUGAAGGCCCAGGCCGAGUCCCGCGACGGGCACUACGUCAAGGGCUUCUACUCCCUGGUGGAGGCCGACGGGACGAAGCGAGUCGUCCACUACGCCGACAACGGCCACGGCUUCGAGGCCACCGUCCACAAGGAGCCCGCUCACCACCCCAUCUCAGCCCCUGCUCACCACCCCAUCUCAGCCCCUGUCCUCCACUACUCCUCGUCUCCAUCGCCCGUCUACCACGCUACCCCGGUCUACGGAAAGCACGCCUGAAAUCUCUAGUCAUCAAAUGUGAUCGGUUUUCAAGAAUGUUGCUCAGUUUUAAAUUUUAAAUAAACAUCAUUCAAAUCAA
Messenger RNA from Bemisia tabaci, 741 nucleotides. Its product is annotated as cuticle protein. Gene Ontology annotation, cellular component: extracellular matrix. Lineage: Eukaryota; Metazoa; Arthropoda; Insecta; Hemiptera; Aleyrodidae. The record is from RefSeq and is a predicted model, not a curated record.